Messenger RNA from Botrytis deweyae, 1020 nucleotides. RefSeq lists its product as uncharacterized. The coding region runs from base 1 to 1020 and encodes 339 amino acids. NCBI's taxonomy places the organism in Eukaryota, Fungi, Ascomycota, Leotiomycetes, Helotiales, Sclerotiniaceae. The record is from RefSeq and is a predicted model, not a curated record. The transcript has a single exon.
AUGCCUCAUAAAGGUCGACGAAGUAAAGGGGUACACCCGCGAAUACCCAAAACUAAUCGAAAAGAGGUGCCUGAUGGAGUUAGGCAGGCAAUCGUACGUACGGCUGGAGUUACUACUGCUCAAGAGGAAGCAGCAUAUUGGGAUCAUAAAUUUUCGGAAAGAACUAUAAGAUAUAUACGACAGCGUGCGCGAGAUCGAGACGAAUCGAAUGGUACGCGUGGCGGAGCUAGACGACCUCCAUUGGCUGAUAUAUCGAAUGUUGAAAAUAGACGUACUCGAGGACAGCAACCUCUUUUGGGACCACGCGAACAACAAAUGCUAGUUUCUAUGGUUAAGGCAACUCGAAGUAGUAGAAUGCUAUCUGCAGAUCAACAUACUUCGAAUUGGAAUAAAACGCAUAAGAAAAAGAUUCACGUUUCGACCUUUUGGAAGGUCAUGUACGCGAAUCGUCUUUCCCAUACUAUACCUACGAAAAAGCCACAAUUGAAUGCAGGACAUCGGAAAAAAAGGGUUGUAGGAGCUACAGAUUUACGAGAAAUACUAAGGAAAACCCCUGAGAGAGUCAUAUUUAUUGAUGCGGCUACAAUACGCAACUUCGAAGAAGAUACCCAUAGAAUGUGGUGUACCCCAGAAGAAUACGAACAUAAAGAUGUGAAACAAGCUUCUACUUCGAAUCUACAAUAUGGCUGUGGUCAGUUCUUUGGGGGUAUAUGCCUAGGAAAGCGUCCUGGACCAUGCACCAUAUAUGCAACUGAAACAGAGGAAGAGAAGAAGGAGGCUAAAGAGGAGUUGGAACGACUGAAUCAAGAGUACGAUCCAUUGCAUACAUUAGCCUUUGCAGGCAGUCAACGACAGGAAGAAAGAGAGUACGAUCUACGAGGGAAGAAGAAGCCUGGGCCUAUUGCUAGUAGUACGACAUAUAAGAAGAGUGUUGCAUAUAAAAGGGGGAACCGCGACAAAGGAGGGGUUGACUGGUAUCGCUUUUUUAAAGGGUUUUUAGAACCUAAGCUUGAACCAUAG